Molecule: messenger RNA, 4776 nt
Organism: Stereum hirsutum FP-91666 SS1
Lineage: Eukaryota; Fungi; Basidiomycota; Agaricomycetes; Russulales; Stereaceae
Exons: 28
Coding region: 1-4776 (1591 amino acids)
Biological process (GO): transmembrane transport
Cellular component (GO): membrane; fungal-type vacuole
Molecular function (GO): ATP hydrolysis activity; ATP binding; ABC-type peptide transporter activity
Source: RefSeq, a predicted model, not a curated record
AUGGUCCACGUCGACUCUACGUUUGUGGUCCAGCAAGCCGGCUACUACGUCUCCAAAGUAGUCAACCACAAGGACGAAUCUGUAUGGUCUAAUACUCUUGCUAUUCCAUUCUAUAUCACUGGGCUUUCGUUCGUCUCUCUCGUUCUUCACGGUAUCUUUGCAUCAGUCCCUGUGAAGACGUUCGUACGAUUGGGAUGGGCGAGUGAGUCGAAGGAGGUCGCGUUGCCGGAGGUGAAGGGCGUCAGGGCACACGUCGCUGCACACGGAGGCGCGGUCAUCUUCGCAUCUGAGGUGUUGAGGGUCAUAGGAUGUGCGGCAUUGGUGGGUCUGUCGGUGACUACCUUGACGAUGAAAAGUACUUUGGACGGUUUUGUGACGAUUACCUUUAUCUACGCGUUCAUUCUUUCGUUGUUCACCGCAUUCUCUGCUCGACCGUCAAUUGUAGCUGACCAUCUGAACUUGGUUCUGGGAGUGGCAUGGUUCAUCUACUGCAUCCGUGACGUGGCCCCCUUCUUCACCUACACCGAAAAGCCAGUGGAUCAUGGAUUCCUGUUCUGGGAGUUCUUCGGUGUCCUCACCAUCACUGGAGCAGUCCUUCCAUCAAUAACACCAAGGGCAUAUAUACCUUACGACCCGUUGGAACCGAUGACACCCAACCCAGAGCAAGUCGCUUCUCCCCUCUCCCGCAUCUUCUACAGCUAUCUGGACCCUGUCGUGUGGCGUGCCUACCACGUCAACCACAUGUCUCUCUCCGACCUGCCCCCUCUCGCAGAUACCGACCACUCAAAACACCUCGUUCAACGCGCGUUCCCCCAUCUCGACCCCCUCGCCUCUCCCAACGAUACCAAGGCGACAAAUGCUAAGGAUCGUGCCAACGGUGAAAGCAAUGCUGCUCCCAAGCCGAAGGCCAGGAAACCGAGGAGUCACUUCCAUACCGUGAUCGCGUUGCUCGUCGUGUUCAGGAAAGAGUUUGGCUCGGUCGUUUUCCUCAUUUUGGCGAACAAUGCUGCAUUGUUGUUCUCGCCAUAUGGGUUGAGGCAUCUUCUGAUGUAUUUGGAAUCGGGAGGUAAAGACGCCAUCGUUCGUCCAUGGGUUUGGAUUGCCUCGCUCUUCCUCGCACCAUUCGCCGCAUCCCUCCUCAUGCAACAAUAUCAACUCCGCCUCACCCGCAUGGUCGUCUACAUAGAAGCCAUCUUCACUCAACUCGUCCUCCAACAUGCACUCCGCAUCCGUGUCGUCGCCGAAACCAAGGCUGAAGCGACCCCCACGCCUGCCACCACGUCCUCGCACUCCGAAACUCCAUUCAUCGCUCCUUCCGCAGCUGAUUCCGAGCAAGACCAAGCAAAGGGCUCGGGUUCUGGAGGCUCAGACUCGGGUCCAGCGACAGCAGAAUCAGAAGCUACCGCCGUUCCCAGUUUGAUUGGAAGGAUGAAUAAUCUGAUUUCUUCGGAUUUGCAGGCGAUUGGGAAGGCGACAGAUUUUGUACAGAUCGUCAUUGCGGGCCCGAUCAUGGUGUUUGGGACGAUUGCGUUCUUGUAUAACAUCCUUGGGUGGAGUGCGCUCGCCGGGUUUGGAAGUAUGCUGCUUAUGAUGCCGCUUCCUGCCUUUGCGGCGAAACUAUUGGAAGGCGCUUCUCGUGAAGUGUUUAAGAAGAGCGAUGACCGCGUCGAGAUGGUGACUGAGACUUUGAGCGUCAUCCGCAUGAUCAAGAUGUUUGGUUGGGAACGCAAGAUGAGCCAACACAUCGACGAGAAGCGAGAAAUCGAGAUGAACUGGAUAUUCUGGAACAAGGCUUACGGCCUUUUGACUGUGAUCUUCCAUGUCAUCAUUCCUGCCGUCACAAUGGCCGUCACUUACAGCUUCUACGCUUUAGUUAUGCAUCGUACUCUCGACGCUGCCACUGUCUUCUCGUCCAUUGCCCUUUUCGACAUUCUCAGACUGCGGAUGUCCCAAAUGUUCAUGUUCAUCCCCAUAGUCAUCAAAAGCAAAGUCUCCCUCGACCGCAUCACAGACUUCUUAAACGACACCGAACUCCUCGACGAAUUCACUCCCGAAUCCUCCACCCAGCUCGAAACCGCUGACAAUGCCAUCUCUCCCGAGGAGUCGCACGAGAUCGGAUUCCGCUCUGCUGCCUUCUCCUGGACGAAUGACAGCGCAAACCAAGGCGUCGUUACUCCUUCCAAGAGACGGUUCAUGUUGCAUGUCGAAGACGAGUUGUUGUUCAAGAGAAGUAGCAUCAAUUUGAUCGUAGGGUCUACCGGAUGCGGGAAGACGUCGUUGUUGAUGGCUUUGCUCGGUGAGAUGCACUUCGUUCCUUUGGCUCCGAGGUCGUGGUUCAACCUCCCGAGAGACGGCGGUGUGGCGUACGCCGCUCAAGAGUCUUGGGUUAUGAACGCUACCAUCAAGGAAAACAUCAUCUUCGGCUCUCCGCUCGACGAAGAACGCUACGAUAAAGUCAUCUAUCAGUGUGGGCUGAUGCGCGACUUGUCUCUGUUCGAAGCCGGUGAUCAGACUGAAGUCGGCGAGAAGGGUCUCACACUCAGUGGCGGCCAAAAAGCUCGCAUCACGUUGGCUAGGGCUGUUUACUCUUCUGCCGAGAUCAUCCUCUUGGACGAUGUCCUGGCAGCAUUAGACGUUCAUACCGCGAAGUGGAUCGUAGAUAAAUGUUUCUCUGGAGAUCUCAUCCAGGGCAGGACUAUCCUCCUGGUCACUCACAAUGUCAGCAUGGUCGUUCCCAUCGCCGACUUUGUCGUCUCCCUUGGCUCUGACGGUCAAAUACUCAGUCAAGGCACCAUGUCCGACGCCCUCGCCAACAACUCCAAACUCCGUCAGGAAAUUGCCAAAGAAAAAGCCUUUGAAGAGAAGGCUGAGCAGGAAGAGGCCUUUGAGGCUUUCGAGACUCCUGCUCCUGGUCAAGUCGUACCGGCGCAGAAGGAGGAGAAGAAGGAUGGGAAGUUGAUCAUGGAAGAGGAGACGGCGGAGGGACAUAUCAGCUGGAACUCUGUGAAAAUGUUCCUCGGCGCAUUGGGUGGACCUGGAUUCUGGAUCGGCUUCACGCUCGCUUCGUUCUUCGAGUGUAGUAUCGAGUCCGUUCAGCCAUGGUUGCUCGGCCUUUGGGCUACCCAGUACGAAACUCACAAACCUGAAGAUGUCAAUGUCCCCUUCUACCUCGGCGGCUACGUCGGACUCGUGGCGCUCAUGGUGCUUGUCUACGUUUGUGCCCAAAUCGUGCUCACACUGGGAGCCCUGAGGGCUUCGAAGUUACUGCACAGGAGGCUCAUCGAGACUGUCUUGGGGACGACAUUGAGGUGGUUGGACAAGACACCGGUGUCCCGUAUCAUCACGAGGUGUACCCAGGAUGUUUCUUCUGUCGACACGACCAUUCCGGACAUGUUUUCUCAGCUCUAUGAGUGCAUGAUCAUCUUGAUCGUCCGGUACAUCGCGAUCUUGAUCUACACGCCUAGUACUUUCUGUCUCCUGGGUAUCGUCAUCUUCAUUGUUGGUGGUACCGUAGGGAACGUCUAUAUGAAAGCUCAGCUCUCCGUCAAGCGCGAACUCAGCAAAGCCAAGGCGCCCGUCAUGGCGCACUUCGGAGCUGCUAUCGAGGGCAUCACUUCCAUCCGUGCCUACGGCGCACAGGAGUCCUUCCUGCUCAAGUCGACCGUCAAGAUCGACGAGUACACUCGUGCGAACAGGGUCUUCAACGAUCUCAACAGGUGGAUCGAGAUUCGUGUCGAUGCCCUUGCUGGCCUUUUCGUUUGCUUCCUUGGUGUCUACUUCGUGUACGGCCACCCGGGCGUCAAUCCCUCCAACACUGCGUUCACACUCACUAUGGCGGUUGACUUUGGUCAGAUGAUCCUGUUCUUCGUGCAGGUGCUUAACAUGUUCGAGGUGAACGGAAACUCGCUCGAGCGUCUGCAACAAUAUAUGGAAAUUGAACAAGAGCCGAAGCCGGUUGAGGGCGGCAUGCCACCUGCGUACUGGCCUUCGAGUGGUGACCUCAGGGUCGAGAAUCUCAGUGCGCGCUACUCUCCUGACGGCCCCGAGGUGUUGCACGAUCUCAAUUUCGAGAUCAAGGCUGGCGAGCGCGUCGGUGUCGUCGGAAGGACAGGUAGCGGCAAGAGCUCGCUCACGCUUUCGUUGCUUCGGUGUAUUUUCACGAGUGGAGAGGUGUACUUCGACGGUAUCCCUAUAUCUUCCGUCAACCUCGAUGCUCUGAGGAGUCAUAUCACCAUCAUCCCCCAGAUGCCCGAGCUGUUGAGCGGGACCCUCCGUCGUAAUCUCGAUCCAUUCGACCAAUUCGACGACGCGACGUUGAACGCUGCGCUCCGUUCCGCCGGUCUUUUUUCCGUGCAGAACGAACUUGGCGACGAGAGCACUAGUAUUAGUAUGAGUAUGAGUAUGAGUAUGGGUAUGAUCACGCUCGAUAGUGCGGUGGCCCGUGGAGGGAGCAACCUUUCUGUUGGGCAGCGGCAGAUUGUUGCGUUGGCGAGGGCGAUGGUUAGGGAGAGCAAGUUGCUUAUUCUUGAUGAAGAGUCGUUGAGGAACGAAUUGAAGAAAGACGUGACUAUCAUCACCGUCGCGCACAGACUACAGACCAUCAUGGACGCUGACAAAAUCAUAGUCCUCGACGCCGGAAAAAUCGUCGAAUUCGACAGGCCGAGUGUACUUCUCGAGAAAGCUGACUCAGAGGACGGGUUCCUUAAAUCUUUGGUGGAUGAGAGUGGCGAUAGAGAGGCGUUGUAUGCCGUUGCUGGGGGUACCGGUCGUUCAUGA